CUGUUACUAGCGAUGUUAUACUCAAAUUGAGCGAAGUUCACUUCCAAAGAACGUUUUAUAAAAUAUAAAAACCAUUUGGUAUUAAAUAUAAUUAACGCAGUUAAGAACAUAAACUGCAUCAACAAAAUACAGUUUAAUACGAAAAAUAUGGCUAUUCCGAGACGAACAAAAUAAACAACAUUGUGGAACUUAGUUCAUUCGGUUAGCCUACAGAGUUGUUCGAUUGAACUGAUUGCAAACGAUUCUGUACAGCUCUAUCGCACUGUAUAAAUGUGAAAAUUACAAAUAUAGUUAUAAAGUGCGUUAUUCUCGAAAGCCAUGUCAAAGUCAAGUGCAGCACGAUGGGUGAAGUUUUUCAACGCCGGGGGAAUUCCAUCCCCAGCUGCGGCCAGCUAUGCUCAUAUAUUUGUGGAGAAUCGUAUACAGGAGGACAUGCUACUCGAUCUGAAUAAGGAGUAUCUGCGUGAGAUGGGCAUCACACCCAUGGGCGAUAUUAUAGCCAUACUGCGCCAUGCGAAACAAGUGAGCGAUCAAAAUGUGCUCGACAAGGUACUAAUAUCGGAGGCGCCCUUGCCCAAAACCAUGUCAAAGACCGUCGCUGGAGCAGCUCCUGUGCCACCCAGCAGCAAGCAUGUACCACCCAGCAGCAAGCAUGUGUCAUCAUCUCCAGUUGCAGCCGGCAACGCCAACAAAGCAUCGCCACCCACAAAACCAGCACGUCGUGUGCUGCCUGAACAUGAAGGAAAAUAUAAAGUUACUUUGCCGUCAGGCACGACAGAAAGAAGCAAGCAAAUCCUGGCCAAGCGUGAGCAGUUAUACUCGGAUCGUGUAAGCAGCACUAAGAAAACGGAUGUCUUUGCACGUUUGCACAAUAGCAAGAGUGACGACGAUGCUCAGGAGGGUAUUGUCUCUAGCAGCGGGGAGAGCAACGUGCGUGUGCACAUAACUGGCGUUCAUAAGGGAUCCAGUGUCAAAGUGGCGGCCACCUCUAGCAAUAACUCGGUUUUUGCACGCCUGGGCGGCAAGCAAUCGUUGGAUUUGGUGCAGCACAAUACGGGCCUGGCUAAGGAAAUAAAAUCGAUUUUAAAGAACACUCAAGGGACCAACAGCGGCAGCGGUGCCAGACGCAACACGCCCAUAGUCAAGGCCAAGAACAUUGCAACGUCCGUGGUUCGUUCGCAGCAGAAGGUAAUGCUUGUGCACAAGGUGCCAUUAAAACGUGGCGAUGAUAGCGAAGAUGAAAGCAUGGAUGACGAGGACUUAAUAGGGGCUGACAGUGAUUUUGACAGCGAAGCCGAAGAUUGUGAACUAGAUGUGGAUAUGGCCGCACCCGCUGAGAAAAUUGUUAAGUUCGCCUCUACGGCAGAGGUGCGAGAAAUUGCUCCACACACGCCCUACAAAGCGCGUGGAAACAGCAGCUUUGCACGUAACAUAAAGUCUCGUUUGGGCCUGGUUUCUAAAUUACACGCCACGCGUAAAACGUAUAAUCUCAAAGCGUCACCGCCACAGAAACCUGGAGCCCGCCUCAGCCCCGUCAAGGGAAAGGCUAUACGUAUGCGCAGCGAUGAGCUGCUUACGCGACAGGAUACGCUACCUGUGCAUAAGCGUCUGGGCACAACAGCGUCAGCGCAGCCGCCACCUCCUCGCACCCAGCAGCGCGAUUAUAAGCCGAAUUCGUUUGCUCCGCGUCGCCACUCUAGCGUUAAUGCUGGGCACCGUCCAAGGAUUCAAGCGAACUCCGUUUUCGAUCGCCUUGGCUUUAACAAUUCUCUGUAGAUUUUAAGACAACCAUUGUAUUUGUUUAAGAGUUCUAUUUAAUUCAGUUUAAAAGUAAAUGUUUGCAAUCACCCUUA
This is a messenger RNA of Drosophila virilis, 1853 nucleotides long. RefSeq lists its product as uncharacterized. Gene Ontology annotation, cellular component: nucleus. The record is from RefSeq and is a predicted model, not a curated record. Gene Ontology annotation, molecular function: protein binding. NCBI's taxonomy places the organism in Eukaryota, Metazoa, Arthropoda, Insecta, Diptera, Drosophilidae.